UGAUUACGACUAUCAGUCGUUGCGGGGAUUUCAUUCGAAGUGGAUCAUUCAUCUCGAGUCAUCUCCAAAAUGGAAUUACUUACCCUAGCAGCGCUAAUUCUCUCACUUCCGAUAAUUAUUUUAUUCAUUUUUGAUUUCUACCUGCAUCACGACAGAAGAGGAUUCUUAGUAGAUAAAAUUCCAGGCCCCAAGACCUUUCCAUUGCUCGGAAAUUCAUUGGAUGUUAAUGUACCUCCGGAACAAUUGUGGAAUUUUUUUAGGGACUCAGGGAGGAAUUAUUAUCCUGUCUACAAAUUUUGGGUCCUCAACUGGCCCGUUAUUAAUAUUCGCCAUCCCGACGACCUCGAGAUAUUUUUAUCGAGCAACAAAAUGAUCGAGAAGAGUCUGUUCUACGAUCUUCUCCGCUCGUGGCUAAAUGACGGACUCCUCACGAGUAAAGGCGAUAAGUGGCGAGGCCGGAGGAAAAUUCUCACUUCAGCUUUUCACUUCAAUGUUCUCGAUGAAUUCGUUGACACAUUCGUCGAACACACGGACAGACUUGUGGAAACUUUACUGGAGGAGGCACAAGCUGGUGAUGUUGUCAAAGAUCUCCUCCCCAUGUUCUCCAAGUUGACUCUCGGAACUAUUUGUGAAACGGCCAUGGGAACUAAAUUCGAUGGAGAAGACGAAGCGCAGAAUGAAUACCGGAAAGGGAUUUAUGAUCUUGGAAGCCUAUUCUACUGGAGAGCAACAAAACCCUGGCUGAAGAGCGACUUGAUCUUUUCGAUGACGAAAAAUGGAAAACGACAGGCAAAAAUCGUAAAACGACUCCACGAUUUUACAAUGGAAAUAAUUAAAGAACGAAAACAGUAUCAUCAUUCGACCGGUGGAAAAUAUUUAAAUGAAUUUUCAACUCACGAUACGGAAUCCAGGAAUCCAUCUGCAACAAGGUCACGACACGACAGCUGUGGCUUUAUUGUUUAUAACAAUUUUAUUAGCAGAAAAUCGAGAUGUCCAGGCCCGUUGCAGAGAGGAAGUCCGGGAAGUAAUGGAGGAAACAUCCGGAAAGAUGAAUAUUAAAGAUGUGCAGAAGCUUAAUUACUUGGACCGCUGCAUCAAAGAGGCUCAACGAUUGUACCCCAGCGUGCCAAUAAUUGGUCGAAAAGCAGUUGACGAUGUGCAAUUGAAGACCUGUUUUGUUCCCAAAGGGGCACUGGUUAAUAUGCAGUUGAUUGAGACACAUCGCGAUCCUAAUUACUGGCCUCGUCCCAAUGUCUUUGAUCCUGACAGAUUUUCACCGGAAAAUUCCAGAGGUAGACAUCCGUUUGCGUACGUCCCCUUCAGUGCUGGACCGAGGAAUUGUAUUGGCCAGAAAUUCGCGAUGGUGGAAAUGAAAAUAAUAAUGGCGGGACUACUCCUGAAUUUUCACUUCGAACCGAUGGAAUUGGCGGCUAAUAUUCGAAUGGUGCCAGAUUUCGUCAUGAGAACUGCGCAUCCAGUGUCUCUCAAAUUUGUACCAAUUAUAUCCGUUGUUCAUUUCAUUCUCAUUUCACUUCAUGAACUGUUAAAGAUAUUUCCUCGGACUCGAAUCCUCAAGAUGAUUGAUUUGAUCCUGGCAUUGGUAUUGAUUCCAGUUGCUAUUCUCCUGGGAAUACACGUGUGGGUGCACCAGAGUAGAGUAGGCCGAUGGGUGGAUAAAAUUCCAGGACCCAAAGGAUUCCCCAUCAUCGGAAAUUUCCAGGACUUAAAAGGGACACGCGACAAAGUCUUUCUUCAACAGAGAAAAUUCGGAAAUGAAUACUAUCCCAUCUACAAGUACUGGAUUUUACAUCGGUGUCUGGUGAACAUCCGUCAUCCGGAUGACGUCGAGGAAACGGCGAUGGGAAUUAAUCUGGAUGAUAAGAACCUGGAGUUUGCUGCCUUCAUGAAGGGAAUCCAGAAAGCUGGAUACAUAUUCCAGUACCGAUUCAUGAGGCCUUGGUUGCAGAGCGAGUGGAUUUUCUCGUUGACGAGCAUGGGAAGGGAGUAUCAGCAGGUAGUCAAGGUUCUUCAUGCGUUUUCGAAGAAAAUUAUUGAAGCUAGAAAGGAGUACCAUCAAAUGAACGACUGGAGAUAUCUAGGGGGAUCGAAUGGAACAAGUGCAGAUCAAGAAGACGAUAAAAUGACAAGAAGUGGUAAGAAACUUGCGUUCCUCGAUUUUCUGCUCGCCGCAUGGAAGAGGUCUGGCAUCGACGAUGCGGGUCUUCAGGAGGAAGUCGACAUGUUCGUGGUAGCAGGUCACGAUACCACCUCUACAGCAUUGGCUCUAACAACAAUAAUCCUAGCAGAGCACAAGGACAUUCAGGAAAAAUGUCGCAGAGAAAUCAAUGAAGUACUGAAUGGUCUUCCCAUAGAAGAAAUAACUAUGAAAGAGCUUCAGCAGCUGAAUUAUCUCCAGCAAUGCAUCAAGGAGUCGAUGAGACUCUACUCCGUGGCUCCUCUUGCUAUUCGAACAUUAAAAUCUGACUUGCAACUCAGGGACUAUUUCCUACCUGAAGGGACCGAAGUAGCUGUCCAAAUUUUUGAUGUUCAUCGGGAUCCUCAGUUCUGGCCUAAUCCGGAGGUUUACGAUCCUGAGAGAUUUUCUCCAGAGAAUUCCAAGGGGAGACAUCCUUAUUCUUACCUACCGUUCAGUCUUGGCCCGAGAAAUUGCAUCGGAAACAAAUUUGCAAUGCUGGAGUUGAAAACCGUUCUGGCAGGACUCAUCUCGAAAUUCUACCUUGAACCAGUGGAACUUAUACGCGAUUCGCGUUUAGUACUGGACUUCAUCAUCAGAUUCGAUCAUAAAAUGCACGUGAAAUUUGUUCCAAUCAAUAACUAAAUUGUCCCAAAAUUCAGUUAAAUAUCAUAAUUAAAAAAUUAGAACACGUGGGUUAAUUUA
Molecule: messenger RNA, 2899 nt
Organism: Fopius arisanus
Lineage: Eukaryota; Metazoa; Arthropoda; Insecta; Hymenoptera; Braconidae
Molecular function (GO): oxidoreductase activity, acting on paired donors, with incorporation or reduction of molecular oxygen; monooxygenase activity; iron ion binding
Source: RefSeq, a predicted model, not a curated record